This is a messenger RNA of Prorocentrum cordatum, 3293 nucleotides long. The record is from the annotation of a GenBank genome assembly. Lineage: Eukaryota; Dinophyceae; Prorocentrales; Prorocentraceae.
AGGCGCUCGACUUCUUCAGGGGGCUGGGCGACGGGGACGACACGAGGGCCAUGGCCUGCAGCAGGGACCUGGAAACCAAGGCGGCGGCAUUAGAGUGCAAGGCGCAGGCGCACCGGGAGAUGAGGAGCGCGUAUCACGAUCGGAAGGCCCUCAAAUCUUUGGAGGACGCGAUGCGCAUCUACAAGAAGAUGAUCUUGCCGCGCGGAAGCCGAGACGGCGACAACCCGUUCGUGAAGGCCGAGGCACGGGUGGCAUUGCAGAUCGCGUUGGUGCACUUCUCCAUGCAGGAGAAUGAGGAGGCCACCUACUUUGCGAACUUUGCCCUGAAGCGCUUCCAGUCGAUCAACCACGUCAGGGGCGUCGCCGAGACCUUCCGCGAGGUCGCCAGCAUCGCCAUGGUGGACCCCCGCCUGAAGGAUGGAAAAGAGCAGGCUGUGGAGUCUGCGAAGAAGGCGUGCCAUUUCUCGAGUCAGGAGGGCGACUUGAUGGGCGAGAUUGCAGGCAAGCACGUCCUUGCAAGCGCGUACCAGCACAAUGGCAUGGUCAGCCUGGCGUACGAGACCCUCAUGGAGGCGCUGGUGCUGGCGCAGGCGAUGGGUGACAGGACGGCCCGUGAGCCGAGCGGCCCCGCGUUGGCGGAGGCGGCAUAUCCCCGGGAGCGCCCAGCCGCCAUGGGCAAGAGGGCAGGUGACGCGGGGGGCCCGUCGCCUGCGAAGAAGGCGGCGGCCGCGGCGGCCUCGCCAGCCGCUGCUUCUGGCGCGCCGCCCGCCGCUGCCUCUGUCGCGCCGCCGGCCCUGUGCAUCGCGCAGCUCCUCGAGACGGAACGCGCGUCGAUGCAGCAGGGCCACGUCAAGCGCGAGGUGUCCUUCGCGGUGCCCGCCAAGUGUUCUUUGAUUCCGCCGUUGGCCAUCGCGGAUGCUGCCGCUGGCGCAAACCUCAGUUCGUUUCGCGAGGUCAUGGACAACGACAACCUGGUUGCGAGCUUCUCCCGCACCAAGGAGUGCGAGGCAGCGGGGGCGGCGUGGAUGUUGGGCCCGAUUUGCCCGGGCAUCGACGACGUCACCGCGGGCCAGCUCGAGGGCGCCAUGGGCGCGUGGUCGGGGGAGGCGCACCCACUCUCCUCCAAGCACGCGCCCUCGCGGCGCCUCUCCUUCGACGCGCCCAUCCCCGCCUUGGUGGUCGACGUCAAGGUCGCCCAGCGGCUUGGGCCUAACAAGCGCGGAGUUUGCUCGACAGAGGCUCUGGCCAUACUCGCGGGGCGCGCGGCGGCCAUCACGCGGCAUGCUGCUAUGGGCGAGGCGCUCCAGCAGUCCAACGAAGACCGCGUGUGGCAUCUGUUCAUUGCCGCGUUGUCCGUGCCCAUCAGUCCCCCUGGCGGUUCGCAGAAGAAAACGCGCCGCUUGACCAGCGUGGAUAACUGUUUCGCCAAACAGGAACCAGCGUCGAAGCUGGAGGCUGCGCUGAAGGCCUACGGCCUCCAGUUCAAAGGAAAAGCGCGCACCGCUGCAACCGCCGCGGCGCUGAAAGGUCUGCGCCCUUUCGUCCUCGACGGCGCUUGCAGUUCGGCCUUCGCGCUGGCCGAAGCGCAUUUCCCAGAGCUUCGCGAACUUACGCUUCUCAUGAGGAUCGGCUUCGCCUGCUCCACGAGGGCUGUCUCUGACGCCGAGGCCAGGGAAUUCUUCGUUUUCAUCGCGAACAGUUUCCGCGCGGCCCGCUUGACGGGCGACGCCCCGAAGGGCGGGAAACUGUCCGUGAGCCGGGAGCUCGUCGAGUACAUCUUCCACGAGGCGCUCCUCAUGAACAUGGAAUUGGGGAGCGACAUGGCGGCAUUUAAGACGCCUCUCGACAUCCAGAAGUUCGCUGCCUCUGGCGCGGAUGGGCCCGCGGCUUCGCACCGCGCGUCCGACUCAGGCGGCGGCGCCGACGGGAUGGAGACAUUGUUUGCGCUCCACGUGGCUGAGCAUCGGAACGCCGUGGGUGUCAAGACGAAGGCGAUGAUCGACGUCGCGCGGCCUCUGUGGUCGAGCGCUUUCGACGACGAAAUCGCCGAGCGUGCCCGGCAGGAGUUGCAGAGCAGCACCGCUGGGUUCGUCUGGCACACGUACCUCGCCGAGACCAGCUCGGGCGUCGGUGCCAAGCACCGCGUCUUCGUGGCCGCGCGCACGGGCGGGCCGACCCCCGCCGACCCCGAGCUGGAUGCAAAUCUCGGCUUGUUGGGAAUGUCCGAGCUCGGGGACGAGCAAAAGGAAGAGCUCCAGAAGCUCCAGGAGCAGCUCAAGCAGCUCCGCAGGAAAACUGUGAAGUUCGUCCGGUUGCCGUCUGUCGGCGCUGCCUCUGGCGCGGAGUACGCAGUGGCGCAGAUGCAGAGCUUGUGGGAUACGCUCAGCCUCGGGCACCGCUUCGGGAGGAAGAAGAACGACGUUCGCGCGUUCAUCCUCUUAGCGGAGCUGUCCCCGCCCAACGUCGUCAAGCAAGGCGGCGAGGCGAGGAUGGGCGAGCAGAUGGCGCGUGACGAGGCGAAGUUCAAGCGCGUCAUCGAGUUCUUCUUGCAGAAGAGGCAGAAUGAUGGCAUCCUCGUCUUCCUCGACGGCAGGGGCCGCGCGAACCGCAGGGCCAUUGAGUCCUGCGAGACGAAGUUGGAGCCAGGAGGCCCCCCACGCGUACGUCGAGCGCUGGUUCGCGCGCGAGCAACCGACGAAGAAGGAAGACCCGCGGUCCGCGGCCAGGGCGUCGAGCUACACGAAGAACAAAAGGGGGCGGCCAUUUUCUCGAUGCCACUCAAGGGCCCGCCGCGGAAAGUGGCGCACCGUGCGGAGUUCAACGCGCGCGGCGCGUCCUCGACCGCAGACACGUCGUGCAGCGGUAUCCCGAUGCGGCGUUUCUCCGAGCUCCCUCGCAUGGGCCACGAGACGAAGACGAGCCUCUUGGAAGCUGCAUCUUGCGCUAGCGUUGACGGGGGGCAUCCGCGCCUGCAGGGAGACAUCGACUCGAAGGGCCACCCGUUCUCGCACAGCGAGGUGAAGCCGCUCAGUUCUGGCGCUUUGGCAGUUGCUGCCUCUGGCGCAGUGGAGUGCGACUGGCUCGACUCCAUCGCGGACAGGUGCGCGAUGUGCAAGGCGGGCCGCGACGAGGGGUGCGCGGGGCAAUUUGGCGGCGACGCCGGGUUCGUCGAGAAAGCCAGCAAGUAUUUCAGCGGAACCAUGAUGGAGGCAAGACGUCCGUUGAUGCCAGUGGCCGGGGACGGCGAGGAUGGGGAGGAGGAGGAGGAGGGCGCGAGCUCGGGCGACGAGUAG